AUGGACUCUUCCGAGUUCCGCACCGCGGCCCAGGAGGUCGUGGAAGACAUCACAAAGUACUAUGACACAAUCGCCUCCCAGCCCAAGGUCCUCCCCUCCGUGACCCCGGGCUACCUCCGGCCCCUCCUCCCGCCCUCCGCCCCGGAGGCCCCGGAGCCAUGGUCCGCCAUCCACGCCGACCUCCAAUCCCACAUCGUCCCCGGCAUCACCCACUGGCAGUCCCCCUCCUUCCACGCCUUCUUCCCCUGCUCCUCCUCCUACCCGGCCAUGCUCGCCGAGCUCUACUCCAACGCCUUCAACGGCGCCCACUUCAACUGGAUCUGCUCCCCGGCCGUCACCGAGCUCGAGACCAUCGUCCUCGACUGGCUCGCCAAGCUCCUCGCCCUGCCGGACUGCUACCUCUCCACCGCCCCCACCCGCGGCGGCGGCGUCCUCCACGGCACCGCCUCCGAGGCCAUCCUCACCGUCAUGGUCGCCGCCCGCGACAAGUUCCUCCGCCAGGCCACCGCCCACCUCCCCGCCGACUCGGAGGAGAAGGAGGACGAGACCUGGCGCCUGCGCUCCAAGCUCGUCGCCCUCGGCUCCGAGGCCGCCCACUCCUCCACCAAGAAGGCCGCCCAGGUCCUCGGCGUCCGCUUCGCCACCGUCCCCGCCCCCGCCUCCGCCGGCUACGCCAUGUCCGGCCCCGCCCUCCAGUCCACCAUCGCCGCCCUCCGCGCCAAGGGCCUCGAGCCCUUCUACCUCACCGCGACCCUCGGCACGACCGACACCUGCGCGAUCGACGACUUCCCCGGCAUCCGCGAGGCCCUCUCCUCCGACGGGGACAAGGUCUGGGUGCACGUCGACGCGGCCUACGCCGGCUCGGCCCUGAUGCUGCCCGAGCACGCCCACCUGACGGAGCCCCUCUCCGCCUUCCACUCCUUCAACGUGAACCCGCACAAGUGGAUGCUGACCAACUUCGACUGCUCGGCCCUCUGGACGCGCGACCGCGCCUGGCUCGUCGAGAGCCUGAGCAUCAAGCCGGCCUACCUGCGCAACCAGUUCUCCGAGGCCGGCCUGGUGACGGACUACCGCGACUGGCAGAUCCCGCUGGGCCGCCGCUUCCGCAGCCUGAAGCUGUGGUUCGUGCUAAGGGCCUACGGCGCCAGCGGCAUCCGCGCGCACCUGAACCGCGGGAUCGGGCUCGGCGAGCGGUUCGCGGAGAUGCUCCGGGAACGGUCCGACCUCUUCGAGGUCGUGACCGGGCCGCGGUUCGCGCUGGUGGUCUUCACGUGUGGAAAGAAGGGCGCGAGCCUGGAGGAGAGGAAUAAGGUGACGGAGGCUGUCUUGGAGGGGAUUAAUGGUGAGGGAGUGAUUUAUCUGACGCCUACGACGCUGCACGGGACGUAUGCGAUUCGUUUGUGCACUGGUAGUAGCCAGGUCAUUGAGGAGGAGCACGUCAAGAAGGCAUUUGACAUUUUGGUCGCUGCGACUGAGAAGGAACUCGGUGGGCAGUAG
Messenger RNA from Colletotrichum karsti, 1497 nucleotides. RefSeq lists its product as uncharacterized. The coding region runs from base 1 to 1497 and encodes 498 amino acids. Lineage: Eukaryota; Fungi; Ascomycota; Sordariomycetes; Glomerellales; Glomerellaceae. Gene Ontology annotation, molecular function: pyridoxal phosphate binding; carboxy-lyase activity. The record is from RefSeq and is a predicted model, not a curated record. Gene Ontology annotation, biological process: amino acid metabolic process. The transcript has 2 exons.